Hemiscyllium ocellatum (epaulette shark) is the source of this 3536-nucleotide messenger RNA. RefSeq lists its product as uncharacterized. The transcript is spliced from 19 exons. The record is from RefSeq and is a predicted model, not a curated record. Gene Ontology annotation, molecular function: protein binding. The coding region runs from base 597 to 3536 and encodes 979 amino acids. Lineage: Eukaryota; Metazoa; Chordata; Chondrichthyes; Orectolobiformes; Hemiscylliidae.
CAAGAUGGAGAACUUCGGUAAGAAGACUUUAGAAGUUGGUCUUUCCUCAUCAAUUCCCUCCAAGUUACUCAGCACCCUGCCUUAGAAAGAGAUCACAGUUCCCUCAGUGUGACUGGGUUAAACUCCCUAAGUUGAUCACCGCCUUCUCAAGGGCAUCUCAGGGUCAGCAAUAAAAGCUGGCACAAUCAGCGGCGCCCACACCCCGGGAACAAGUAUCCCCUGUCAUAAAACGCUUAUCACUCAGUGGUCUACCAAUCCUUUGCACGGUUUCACUUUCUGGCCCGCCCAUUUAUUCUCUCCAUUUUGAAAUCAUUUCCCCUUCUCUUUGGACAGCGGCUGAAGUUUCUCUGCUUGUGUUGAGGGUCAGUAAGUCCACAUUAAGGAGGUGGCUCUGGUACUGGUUUUGUUGCUGAGCAGUGCUUACAGACUUGCUGAGGAGAAACUGGGACAAGGUGCUCGCUGCAGCUUCUGGAUGCCAACCCAGUGACACAGGAACUAGCUGCUGACCAAGUCCGUGGGUUCAGGAAGCCUUCACCUCACCAGGAUAUGGGUUAACAAGGAUUUUCUUUGAGGUAAUCAAUUAAAUCUGUGCAAAGAUGAACAGAAGAUGUAUCAGUGUUGUGUUCCUAUUCUGUAUUCUUCAAAUUGCAAAGCCAGAGACAUUUGAUGUCAUUGGAUUCGAUGAACCCAUUAUAGUCACUGUCGGUGAUGAUGCUGUAUUACCAUGCCAUGUGGUACCAAGUACAUCUUUGGAAGAUCUGGAGGUUCGAUGGUUUAAGUUAGACUUUACUACACCAGUCCAUUUAUACGCUGGUAAACAGGAUCGUCCUGAUCUGCAGGAUAAGGAUUACCGAGAGAGAACUGAACUUUUUAAAAAUGAUUUUCUCAAUGGAAAUGCUUCUCUGAAACUGAAGAAAGUAAAAGCAUCAGAUGAAGGGAUCUACACAUGUUUUAUUGACUUCAAGUCAAGCUAUGAGGAAGCAGUGAUAAAUCUCAAAAUUGGAGGUAUUGGACAGCAGCCUUGGAUUCACUUGGAGGGAACCAGUAGCAAAGGAGUUCGUCUUGCAUGUAAAUCAGAUGGGUGGUAUCCUGAACCAAGUGUGCAGUGGCUAGAUGGAAAUCAAAAAGCUGCAAAUGCAAAACCUGAAACAACUCACCAAAAAGAUAGCAAUGGCCUUUUUACUGUUUUAACUCAAAUUGAUGUAACAAGUGACUCCAUGAACAGAUUCUCCUGUCUAAUGCAAAACAAUUUAUUGAACAAAGUAAAAGAAGCCCGUCUUCAGAUACCAGAAAUAUUCUUUCCCAAGGUCAAUGUGUGGCUGAUAGUUUUCUGGGUGUUCGCAGCCCUUGUGAUUAUCAUUAUCAUUCUUGAAAUAAUGUUCCAUAGAAGAAAACGUAAAAGGAUCAAAGAGCUGCAACUGUUUUGCAUUUUGGAAGGUUAUAAAAACAUGGAAAUCAAUUAUCCCUCUGUAACAUUGGUAAAGAAAACCGACUAUCAAGAAGUUGAGGUGUCUGAGGAUCUGAAGAGUGUAAGAUGGACUGGGGAAAGUCAACCUAAUGCUGAGAAGGGGCUUAACGACCGGUCCUGUGUGCUGGGAACAGAAGGAUUCACAUCAGGGAGACAUUACUGGGAAGUGGAGGUGAUUGGGAAAGGCGAGUGGAAUCUGGGCGUCGUUUCAGACUCUGUGUGUUGGGAGGAAGAGAUUGAACUGAAACCUGAGAAUGGAUUCUGGACCAUUGGAUGGCUGGGAAAUAAUCUGGUCGUGAAUACCUCCAACAGUCCUCGUCAAUCUCUUGGUGAUGUACCAAAGAAGAUUGGUGUUUAUCUCAGUUAUGGGUCUCAGUCAGUUUCAUUUUUCAAUGCAGACACAAAAUCUCAUCUCUACACUUUUAAUAAAAUCAAAUUCCCACAAAAACUUCAUCCAAUAUUGCAAACUUCAGAAAAUACAAGUCUGAAAAUCUGUCCCAAUUCAAAGAAAGGUUCGAGAGAUUGCAGUGACCGCCCUACGUUCAGCAGCGCAGGAGAAUUGAAACUGAAAGCGGUUGGAAUCAGGAAGAGAACUUGGUUUCAAACAGCAGCUCCAGAGUUUAACCGAGGAGAUUCCCGGGAUCACGGGGAAGACCGCUGCAUUCGGGUGAAGGAAGCUGUUGGAAUCUACAAGGAUCUGGUGAAGAAACCAGGGACCUCAGAAAUGGAACAGCAGCAAAAGGAGAUUUCACAAAACAGGGAGGAAAUGCGUCAGAAGAUGAGCAAUGACAUUGAAACUGAAAGCGGUUUGACUCAGGAAGUGCUGAGGGUGAAAAUGGAUUCCACACAGCAGGUCCAGAGUUUGACCAAGGAGAGUUGGGAAAAGCAGGAGAUAAACUCCUGCCCGGAAUGUAGACCGGAGUUUCCAGACAGAAACCUCAGAGGCAGCAGGGCCUUAGCGAAUCUGACCGAGAAAGCUCGAACAUUAAAUCUGAAUCUGCAAGAGAAGGAAAGUAAUCAUCACUGUGAGGAACAUCAGGAAGAACUGAAGCUGUUUUGUGAAACUGACAAGAAAUUGGAUCGAGUGAAAUCUUCUUUGGAAUCUCUCACAGGGAAGAAAGCGGCGGCUCUAGAAAUGGAGCAGCAGCAGAAACAGAAGAUUUCCCAAAUUCAGGAGGAAUCCAGCAGCCUGCAGACCCACAUCAAAUCCGAGUUCACUAAAAUGCACCAGAUACUGACUGAGAAAGAGCAGAGUUUACUCCGAGAUCUCAGGGAACAAGAGGAAAACAUUCUCAAACCAAUGGAGCGAAAUCUCUGGAAAAUUCAAGAUUCUUUAAAUUAUCUUCAGGAGAAACUCUCAACAUUGGAGAAAGAGUUGGAACAAAAAGACAGAGUGGUGUUUCUGAAGGAGGAAGCAUCUCGGGAGAGGAGGAUUAGUGAUAAUAGUAAUGAGCUCUCACUAACAGAUGGUGUCCUGUCUCCUGAAAAUUUCAAGAUUGUUUUACCGUUUCCCGUGUGGAACGAAAUGCUGGAAAAUAUUAAACCUGUCUCUGUGACCCUGGAUGUGGAAACAGCGAAUCCCAACCUCGAGGUGUCUAAGGAUCUGAAGAGUUUGAGAAUGACCAGGACCAGGACCAGGAGGCGUCUCCCUGACAACGAGAAGAUGUUUACAGACAGUUUCAGUGUCCUGGGAUCAGAGGGAUUCACAUCGGGGAGACAUUACUGGGAGGUGGAGGUGGUGGGGAAUCGGGGCUGGAAUCUGGGAGUAGCCUCAGAGUCUGUGGAGAGGAAGAGAUGGGUCAGUCCGAAUCCGAAGAGUGGACUCUGGACCAUGGAGCGGGCUAGGGAUCAGUUUUAUAUAAACUCCGAUCCUGAAUCCCCUCUCCCGGUUGAUCUGAUCCCCAGGAAGGUGGGAGUUUAUCUCAGUUAUGAAUCUGGGACAGUUUCAUUUUACAACGUGGACACCAAGUCCCAUCUCCACACCUUCCCUGGGAAUACAUUCACUGGGAAACUUUAUCCUUUCUUCACGGUUUGGGAUUCAAACAAGUUUCUAAGAAUCAGAUGUUAA